UUAGAAAAUUGUCGUUUUUGGUGUUGCUGACGAGACGCUGGUGAGAGGCAGGAAGAAGCCUCCCAAACUAGAGCUGUAAACGGCAUAUUUUAUCACUAAAUGUCAUUAUUUUGUAUCUAAAGAAGGGACAUAAAUUUAGCACAAUGUCGAAGAAUACAGUGUCUAAUCGAUUCAGAACAGUAGACGUUGACGAAUACGACGAGAACAAAUUUGUUGACGAGGAGGAUGGAGGUGAAAAUCAGCUGGGUCCUGACGUGGCAGAAGUGGACUCGCUAAUCAGACAAGGGAACCUGAUGGAGGCCUUGCAGGCAGUCCUGAAGAACCCACCAAUCAACACCAAGAACCAGAACGUCAAGGACUGUGCAGAGGGCCUUGUGUUGAAGGUGCUGAGUGCCUUUAAGAGCAGUGACGUAGAGAAGGGGGUCCAGUCUCUGGAUAACAACGGAGUGGACCUGCUCAUGAAGUACAUCUACAAAGGCUUUGAGACGCCAUCGGAUAACAGCAGUGCCGUCCUGCUGCAGUGGCAUGAAAAGGCUCUAUCUGCAGGUGGCCUGGGAUGCAUCGUUAGAGUACUAACAGCCAGGAAGACUGUCUAACUAACAGAGGAGGAGAGGAGCCAUGUUCUUCACAGCGACCGUCUGGUCUGGUGCAUGUCCAGUAGGUCACAGAGGAGAUCCCUCCUAUCUGUCUCUCUUUUUAGAUCUCACUUCCCUAUGUCUCCCUGCACCCACCCACACACACACACACUAACACAGCUGUUUCACACAUUCACCCAAACACAUAAGACAUGCCAAAUUGGCAUCGUUUUUAGUAUUUUUACUCCAUUCCUUUCCUUCCCUAGACUCUCAAACACACACCAGCACAAUGCUACAGAACUCUUCUUAUGUAUGGCUUUGUUUCUCUCAGGAAAAAAUCGAUUUUAUAACUGCUACUCUAUAACUGCUACUCUUUUUUUUAUUAAAGCUCUGUUAGGCUGGUGUCUUUGUUAAAAAGCUGAUCAGAGAAUUCCUGAUGGAACAAAAGCUUAAAAUUCCACAGAAAAUUCCUAAUUUGCCCUUCUGUGACCCGUGGGGGCAGAGGAAGGGAGGCUCCUGAAAAGCACAGCCAGAGAUGGAGCGGGGUGGAUUUGCGGGUGGGGGAAGUUUUCACCAGCAGGGGUGGACCAGCCAUCCUGCCUGCCCUAGUUAGGGAUUAAUACCCACGAUGCAUUACGGCCCCCUUUACUACUAGCACCACUGUUAUUAAUCCUAGACUGUGUUCCUGUAAAAACACUACCCUACCACUUAGCUAAUGUAAAGGGCAUGCAGUCUAAGUGGUGUCCUAGUAUGGGUUUAGUGAGAUCUAUGCCUAUUCCACAGUGUUCUCUCACUCACUGAAUCACGUACAGGGCGUUAUCAUGUCAGACUGUUGUAAUAUUGUUUAGUAAGGGAUGCAUUUGUAGUGCUUCCAGGACAUAAGAAUAGUUUCACUAAGGACUAGGGUUGCAAACUUUCAAUAAAUUCCCUGGUUUUCCAGAAAUCGUGUUUGUAGGAUUCCGGAUUUAUUCCCUCGAUUCCGGGAAUCCUCCAACCGGCAUACCUAGGGAAUUUAUUUAAAGUUUCCAGAAUUUUCCAACCCUACUAAGGACCCAUUCAUCUAUGAUUAUUAGUAUUUUGACUAACAGGGAAUUUGCCUUGGAUGUAUUCUUCGCUCUGUCUCUGUUGGGCCACAUUCCCUCACCAGUAUAUUUUGUAUGCCAUCACUGCUAGUCAAUCAUGGUGUAUCUUUCAAGACGUAUUAUUUUAAUUUAACUAGGCAAGUCAGUUAAAAACAAAUUCUUAUUUACAAUGGCGGUCUACCGGGGAACAGUGGGUUAACUGCCUGGCUCAGGGGCAGAAUGACAGAUUUUUACCUUGUCAGCUCGGGGAUUCGUUCCAGCAACCUUUCGGUUACCGGCCCAACGCUCUAACCACUAGGCUACCUGCCACCCCCACAUUUAACCUGUGUUUGUUAAAGUGUCAUGGUUUUUCUAUUGUGAUUUGUAAAUGGCACUUUGGGUCUCUCCCUGGUAAUUGAUCAGUAUUUUAAAAAGCCAUCAGUGUACAAAUCAUUAAGAACACCUUCCUAAUAUUGAGUUGCACCCUCAGAACAGCCUCAAUUCGUCAGGUCAUGGACUCUACAAGAUGUCAAAAGCGUUCCACAGGGAUGCUGGCCCAUGUUGACUCCAAUGCUACCCACAGUUGUGUCAAGUUGGCUGGAUGUCCUUGGGUGGUGGGCCAUUCUUGAUACAUGGGAAACUGUUGCGCGUGAAAAAUGAGCAGCGUUGCAGUUCCUGAUACAAACCGGUACGCCUGGCACCUAUUACCAUUCCCCAUUCAAAUGCAUUUCAUAUUUUGUCUUGCCCAUUGUCUCAAGGCUUAAAAAUCCUUCUUUAAAUCUACACUGAUGAGUGAAGUUGAUUUAACAAGUGACUACAAUAAGGGGUCAUAGCUUUCACCUGGAUUCACCUGGUCAGUCUGUCAUGGAAAGAGCAGGUGUUCAUAAUGUAUUGUACCCUCAGUGGGCUUGCAUUUAUUUUGUAUAAGACCAAGUAUUUGAAAUAUGAACCCAGGAAUUGUGUUUGGUUGAAAUACUAGCAUGCAUUAGGUAGGACAGUAUUUUGUGGUGCACAACCAAACACUUUCCCUGGCUUUUGUGUCAUUCAUUGUGGGACCCAGAACUCUGUCUGCUUUAUCUGCCUUUACUGGUAGAUCACAUUUGUUGCCAAAAUAGCUGAUUGCUUUUCUGAAAGUUGUCUGUUUUGAACUGAAACUGCUACUUACAUCCAUGUUCUGAGCAGCCCUUGGCAGGUGUUCAGAUUGCUCUGUUCAGUUGACAUGGGUUAUCAGGACUUGCAGAUAAUGAUGAAAUAUGUACUGUAUCAUGUUUUUCAUGAUUGAUGACAUAAAUUAGCCCCGUUUUUAAUAUAUUGACAUGAAAUUAUGGCUUUUGCUCAUUCUCGCUCUAAAAAAAAACCUUGCUACAGUGUAAUUGAUGAGAAGUAAAAAUUGUCCGUACAUUUUUUUUUUUAAUGUUCUAAUUAUUUACGUUCAAAUCGGUGUCUUCUGUUCAUUCCUCCCAAGCCCUUAUUGUUUGAGAAUCACUAUGUGUUUUAUCUCUAUAUCCGAGUCACAAAUGGCAGCCUAUUCCUUAUAUACGGCACUGCUUUUGACCAUAGCCCUAUGGGCCCAGGUCAAAGUAGUGCACUAUAUAGGGUUAUGGGCCCAGGUCAUAGUAGUGCACUAUAUAGGGAAUAGGGUUAUGGGCCCUGGUCAAAAGUAGUGCACUAUAUAGGGAAUAGAGUGCCAUUUGUGAUGCAACCUGUCUCUGUAAUAAAUCAUCUAUGGGGAAACCACAUUUCGAUUAAUGAUGACCUUUUUUAAAAAAUAAUGUGUGGGUUUCUUCUUGUUUUAAUAAUCUCAUCAGUGGUGAUACAUUAGUAUCUGUUUUUAUAAUUAUGCAGUUGAAAUGUUCAAUUGCAAAAAAAUUAAGGAACAUAUCAAACUGGUGUACAAACUGCCUUACUCGAUAACAAUAUUCCUUUGUUUGUGAUUAAAUAAUAUAAAAGUUGUGAAAACAGA
This is a messenger RNA of Salmo salar (Atlantic salmon), 3599 nucleotides long. The record is from RefSeq and is a predicted model, not a curated record. Lineage: Eukaryota; Metazoa; Chordata; Actinopteri; Salmoniformes; Salmonidae.